Molecule: messenger RNA, 563 nt
Organism: Drosophila serrata
Lineage: Eukaryota; Metazoa; Arthropoda; Insecta; Diptera; Drosophilidae
Molecular function (GO): protein binding
Source: RefSeq, a predicted model, not a curated record
AAGCGGAAACUAUUUGAACAAGUGCCGCUGCUGCAGCCGGAGCACCUCAGUUGUCUAUUUAAGCAGCAGGGCUCGAAUGGUCUUGGCCACGGAAUGACAUUAGAAGCUACUCACCAGAACACUAUGCGCUUUAUACUUGGCAUCUUCAUCCUUGUGAUCGUUCGUCUUGGCUCUGGGUUCCAGGUUCAAACGGAGCACUCGAUUGUGGAGGAAUGGAGCUGGCGGGAUAACCAGAGCAAUGGAGAUUCUGCUGGCUAUGAGUACUCCGAGUUGCUGGACAAAGACAUCGAUGAGGAGGAUGGUUACGACGACGAGGUGAAUGAGAUCAACCACAAUGGACAGCUGGAGGUUGCCGAGGAUGAGGAUGAGGAUAGCUGCGAGUACAGCUGUCCACGCUACUAUCGCCCCGUUUGCGUCCUUCGCAACGGUCAGCCGAUGACUUUUGCCACUCCCUGCGAGUUCUACAACGAGGUGCGCUGCGCUAGCGUCCAGCAGAGACGGGGUCAGCCGGUGCCUCACUUCCAGUUUCUGCACAAUGGUAGCUGCUAGCUCCCAGACUGCUG